This is a messenger RNA of Topomyia yanbarensis, 7093 nucleotides long. It is a transcript of the gene Col4a1, whose product is annotated as collagen alpha-1(IV) chain. The record is from RefSeq and is a predicted model, not a curated record. NCBI's taxonomy places the organism in Eukaryota, Metazoa, Arthropoda, Insecta, Diptera, Culicidae. Bases 730 to 6057 code for a protein of 1775 amino acids. Gene Ontology annotation, cellular component: collagen trimer. Gene Ontology annotation, molecular function: extracellular matrix structural constituent. The transcript has 6 exons.
UCGGAGGCGCUAGAUCGAAAGUAGCCGCGUCGCAGCGCCGACUGACCGACCGAGCGAGAGUGCAGAAGAAGGAGAGAAGUUUUGUGAUCCUCGUCGUUACUGGCCCAGUGAGCCGUUCCUGCCACUUCGCGGAUGAAGAAGUAAAAUAUGUACUUCACGACCAGAACUGCCUGACAUAUUCCACUUGUCGCCCUAAGAAAAAAAGAAACACCAACGUUGCACUGCUGGACGGGCCGAAUAGAGCGUGAAGCCGAAAGUAGGAAAAUCGCUAGCGCUGGCGGGAAACCGUGAACAGAAGAUCGAGUUUUUUUCGAGUUAAUUAUUACUGGUGAAGUUCCUAAAUUAGUCAAGUCUCGUCAGCCGUAGGGAGGCCGUGGUGGAAAACACGGGCCAAGAAUAUCGAAUACAAGGUGUUAGUGUUGACAUUUGUUUUGUUUUUCUCUCGAAAACUGGAAGCCGUUUAAAAAUAUCCCAUAGUUUUGUGGGUUCAAACCUGGGCUCCCGGAGAGAAUACGAAACAUCGAGCAAUUAGUGAAGGGAUCAUCAAAAAUAAGUAGCAAAAAGUGUUCAAGUGUUGGUUUUCUUUUUUGGGUGCAAGACGCUCGGUGACAGUGACGACGAAGAGUUCAAAUUUCGGCGGACGGUGUAACGGCCUAAAGCUGGCCACGGUUCGCUGUUAGCAGUACCCGAGCGAGCCCUAGGUCUAGGGCUUCCGGGGCGGCCUCCAACAUGGGCACCCCAGUGAAAUGGUUAAUAACGACUACGCUUCUUGUAUGGUUUGGACAGCACACAUAUGCGCAAUUUUGGCAAGAUCUAACAGGAGGCGUUGGAUUGUUUAACCGAAACGACAAAGACAACGACCGAUCAGGCCAGCCUUACAUCGACCCUAGUUAUAAUGUGAUCGAUACUGUCAGUGGUGCCCAAGGCCCACCGAGCAAGAACUGCACAUCAGGCGCAUGCUGUACGCCCAAAUGUUUCGCGCAAAAGGGUAACCGAGGGUUUCCAGGUGUACCGGGGACGCAAGGUCCGAAAGGAAUGCGAGGUUUUAACGGCACGGAAGGUUUACCAGGCAGCAAAGGGUCCAAGGGUGAACCGGGACCAAUGGGACCGAUGGGUAUGAAGGGAGAUCGAGGGCGUGACGGUCUUCCUGGGUAUCCUGGUGUUCCAGGAACAAACGGACUGCAGGGUGCGGCAGGUGCCCCUGGUAUUCCUGGAGUUGAUGGAUGCAACGGAACAGACGGACUUGCUGGACUUCCUGGUUUGAAAGGUGAACCUGGACCACGAGGUUAUCCGGGCCUCCGAGGCGAUAAAGGUGACAAAGGUGAGGCUGCGAGAGACCCCGAAAAUUACAACAAAGGUCAAAAAGGUGAACCUGGAAGAGAUGGUGCUGAAGGGCUUCAAGGACGGCAAGGAGAAACAGGUGAACGAGGAUAUGAAGGAAGGCCUGGUCAGCCAGGAGUUCCAGGUCCAGCCGGAAUGAAGGGUGAUAAAGGCAUUAAAGGAUUUUGCAUAAAGGGUGAUAAAGGUGAAAAAGGAGAAAAAGGAGUAGAGAUAGGCUCGCUAGAACGAAGCGAAACCGUAACAGGACCUCAAGGACAAAAGGGAGAUAAAGGUUCGGAUGGUUUCCCUGGCAUCCCUGGAGAUAAAGGUCAGGCCGGAGAACGAGGGUCUUCAGGCGAUAGAGGUUUGAAGGGUGAGAAGGGUUUACCUGGUCAACCAGGUCCAAGAGGACGUGAUGGCAAUUUUGGUCCAGUUGGUUCGGCUGGACAAAAAGGUGAUCGAGGCGUGGAAGGUUUACACGGUUUGAAAGGCAAUCCGGGACCAAAGGGUGACCCAGGUAGUGAUGGUACUCCGGGUCUACAAGGUAUUCCUGGUCCUCCUGGGCCACCUGGUGGUGGUGAAGGACGGCCUGGUGCGCCAGGACCGAAAGGUCCUCGUGGUUAUCCAGGUCCUCAGGGGCCAAAAGGCAUUGAUGGGUUCCCUGGAGAUCCCGGUCCACGAGGCCAAACUGGUCCCAAGGGUGGUCAAGGUAUACCUGGACGCCCAGGACCGGAAGGUUUCCCAGGUGAAAAAGGUGAGAAAGGUGAAUCAGGAGCCAUAGGAUUAGCAGGACCGCCAGGUCCUCGGGGAUUCCCAGGAGUACCUGGACCGGAAGGUUUACGAGGUGAACCCGGUGAACCGGGUAAAGGCAUCCCUGGUCAAAAGGGUAAUUCAGGAAUGGCUGGAUUCCCUGGACUCAAAGGACAAAAGGGAGAACAAGGUUUCAAGGGUUUGAUGGGAGCUCCUGGUGAUGCGAAGGAAGGUCGACCUGGUCUACCAGGUAGACCAGGACGUGACGGUGAAAAGGGCGACGCUGGACGACCUGGUUUACCGGGAUCUAAGGGAGAACGAGGAGAAAAGGGAGAAAUUGGAGGACGCUGCUCGGAUUGCCGACCAGGAAUGAAGGGAGAAAAGGGAGAACGUGGAUACGACGGCCCUCCAGGUCGUUCAGGUACUCCUGGAUCUCCAGGAGAGCGAGGUUAUCCCGGUGAACUAGGUGCAGAUGGAAGUCCUGGUCCACGAGGCGCACCUGGUAUCAAGGGAGAAGCUGGUAUUCCUGGUAUUCCGGGUCCAGUCGGAGAACGUGGCGAAUCUGCUAUAUUGGAUCUAGAUCAAAUAAAAACCGAUAAGGGUGACAAGGGAGAACGAGGAGACAUGGGCGCACCUGGUGUGAAAGGCGAACGCGGUAAUUUUGGACCUCGUGGUCCAAUAGGACCCAAAGGUGAAAUUGGACCUAAGGGCGAUAUGGGACGACCAGGUGAACCAGGUAUUGAUGGUACACCAGGAGCUCCAGGACGCGAUGGAACUCCUGGUAAACCAGGAGAAUCGAUUCGAGGUGAACCAGGUCUUAAAGGUAAUCCAGGUUACACCGGAGAAAAGGGUGACAAAGGUAUUGCAGGCUUUAAAGGAGAGCCCGGUAGAUGUUCCAGCAUUCCACCGAACCUAGAGGCUGCAGUGAAAGGUCCCCCAGGUCCUCCUGGUGAAAAAGGAUUCAAUGGGCCUCCCGGUAUUCAAGGCGAGAAAGGUGAUAAAGGCGAUCGCGGUUUGACUGGUAGAGAAGGUCAGACGGGACCACAAGGUCUUACUGGUCCAGUUGGACCCCGAGGUCUACCAGGUGCACGUGGUGAGAAAGGAAGUACAGGCCCAAUGGGUUUUCCUGGAAACCCUGGUAAAGAUGGGAUGGCAGGAUUCGCUGGGCUACCCGGACCAAAGGGAACCAAAGGUGAUCCAGGUCUUUCGAUGGUCGGUCCACCUGGUCCAAAAGGUAAUCAAGGGUUGAGAGGUCCUAAGGGUGAUCGUGGUAGCACGGGUGAUCGAGGUGAUUCGGGACCACCAGGCAUGGUUGGUUAUCCUGGAGAAAAGGGAGACGUCGGCCUUUCCGGAAUGCCAGGUCCACCUGGACCAGUAGGUCCAAAAGGAGAAACAGGCCCUAUUGGUCCUGCCGGCCACCCAGGAGCACCGGGACGACCAGGUAUUGACGGUGUCAAGGGACUACCAGGCUUAAAGGGAGAUAUCGGUGCCCCUGGUGUUAUCGGUUGGCCUGGCCAAAAAGGCGAUACUGGUCCUACGGGUAACGAUGGUUCCAAGGGUUUCCAAGGUCGCAAAGGUAUUCAAGGUAUACCGGGAGCUGCGGGACUACCAGGUCUUGUAGGACAAAAAGGAGAACCAGGCGAGAAGGGAGACAAGGGUCCCAUAGGACCGACGGGUCCAACUGGAUUACGUGGUCUGCCCGGAAUACCUGGACAAAAAGGUGAUAGAGGUCCGUUUGGUCCUCCUGGUUUAGAUGGUUUAACUGGUCUUCCUGGAGAAAAAGGUGACCGCGGUUAUACUGGUGCUCCCGGUCUUCCAGGAGAACCAGGUGACUCGUCAGAGAAGGGUCAAAAGGGUGAACCGGGUGCACCUGGAUUGAGAGGUGUGGAUGGUCGACCUGGUUUGAAUGGUGUUCCAGGGCAGAAGGGCGAUGCUGGACUUCCUGGAUACGGGCGACCAGGUGCCCCGGGUGAAAAGGGAGAACGUGGUAAUGAUGGCCUCGAUGGACUACCUGGAAUUAAUGGUCAGAAAGGUGAUGCUGGCGUCACUGGAUUCCCAGGAAUAAAAGGAGACAAAGGCAACGCUGGACUACCGGGUAUCCCAGGAUCACCGGGCAUGGAUGGUGCUCCAGGUCCUGAAGGAGCACCUGGUCUUCGUGGUCUUGAUGGUGAAAAGGGAUCGAAGGGUGAAGCAGGGCGGUUCGGAGAACGUGGUGAACGUGGCGAAAAGGGAGAUUUGGGACCACCAGGUCCUCCAGGUUAUAUGGGACUAAAAGGCGAGCGUGGUGUUCCUGGAGAGCGAGGAGCGCCAGCCACUGUUCAGGAUAUUAAAGGUGAUAAAGGUGAACCUGGACUGCCUGGGCCUGUCGGUAUGCCUGGUAAAGUCGGACUUCCUGGAUUGGUAGGUGAAAUGGGUAUGAAAGGAAUGCAAGGAGUGCAAGGUCAACCGGGCUUCCCAGGACCACCUGGAUUGAAUGGAUUAUCGGGAAUGAAAGGUGAUAUUGGACUUCCUGGAGAAAAGGGUGAGCCAUGCCCUGUGGUUAAAGGUGAAAAAGGUCUACCUGGACGACCUGGUAAAAACGGGCGAGAUGGUGGUCCCGGGCCGGUAGGCGAAAAAGGUGACAAAGGACUACCAGGCUUACGAGGUCCAGAAGGCCCGCCUGGAUUGCCUGGCCCACUUGGAAGGCAAGGUGAAAAAGGAGACCGUGGUGAUUCUGGCAUUGAAGGACGUCCGGGUAAAGAUGGUUUCCCUGGACCACCAGGACCUAAGGGUGAGCGAGGAUUCAUCGGAGAAAAGGGUAAUCCUGGACCGCCUGGAUUCCCGGGACCACAAGGCGAAAAAGGUGACAGAGGUCGAGAUGGUCGUGAUGGUUUCAAUGGCCCUCAAGGUGCUAAGGGCGACCGUGGUCCACAAGGUCCAGAAGGUGCUCCUGGUUUGGUUGGAUUGAUAGGUGAGAAAGGAGACAAGGGUAUAAGAGGUCCUGCGGGACUUGACGGAGCUCCUGGUGAGAAAGGUCAGAAAGGAGAGACUCCUGCAUUACCACCACAACGCCGAGGUCCUCCCGGCCCUCCUGGUUUCGAUGGCAUGAAAGGAGAUAAAGGGUUGCCUGGUCUACAAGGUCCACCGGGAAUUCCAGGUGCAGUGGGACUUCCUGGUGAUAUUGGUUUGCGUGGAAUUGAAGGCGCUCGUGGUCUCCAAGGUAUUCGGGGAGAAAUCGGUUUGGAAGGUCGUCCGGGACGUGAUGGUUUACCUGGUACUCCCGGUCCGAAAGGUGAUCCCGGAGCGGCAUGUUCUCCAGCUCCUGAUUAUCUCACUGGAAUCCUGCUUGUCAAACAUAGCCAAUCGGAAGAGAUACCACAGUGUGAGCCUGGCCACGUCAAACUAUGGGAUGGUUAUUCUCUGCUAUACGUCGAUGGAAACGACUAUCCGCACAAUCAAGAUUUAGGAUCUGCGGGUUCGUGUGUUCGCAAAUUCUCUACACUACCGAUUUUGGCUUGCGGUCAGAACAAUGUUUGUAACUAUGCUUCGCGAAAUGAUCGAACGUUCUGGUUGUCCACUUCGGCUCCGAUUCCAAUGAUGCCCGUCAGCGAACACGAGAUGCGACCUUACAUUUCCCGAUGUACGGUGUGUGAAGCGCCAUCUAACGUGAUAGCCGUACAUAGUCAGUCACUGGCGAUCCCGGAUUGUCCCAACGGGUGGGAGGGUCUGUGGAUCGGGUAUAGUUUCUUAAUGCACACGGCAGUUGGUCACGGUGGAGGUGGUCAGUCCCUGUCAGGACCUGGUUCCUGUCUGGAGGACUUCCGAGCUACACCGUUCAUCGAGUGUAACGGUGGCAAAGGUCACUGUCACUACUACGAGACACAGACGUCAUUCUGGCUCGUUUCGCUCGAAGAUCACCAACAAUUCCAGCGACCUCAGCAGCAGACCCUGAAGGCGGGCAACUUGCUAUCGAGAAUAUCGAGAUGCCAGGUGUGUACUCGUGUUUAGGUUUUUCAUCUAUAGCGAAAGAGAAUAAAAACAGCAAUCCAAGCGCACACAGUAAAAUCAAAAUCCAAUUGCUAAUUUAUACAACAACAACGUGUGCCUUCCUAAGUUAUUUCUAAAAGAGAAUAAGAACUUGUUAGGGACUUUUAUUAAGUUAAGUAAUGCUAGAGUAUAUUAUAAAUAAAAGUCCGAAAAGAAACCAAAAAUAUGUAAAAACUGAGAGUAUGUAAGUAUAGGAGUAUAAAUUCCUGUAGCUUUUUAUAAAAAGGUAUGCAAUAAUGUUUUAGGCAUUGUGGAAUAUGUGCUAGAUUCUUGUAGUAAUUACUUUGAUUACAAAAAAAAAAACAAAAUACUGCCUCUUGGAAAUAUUGCAACAGAGACCGCCAAUUUCUCAUGAAACCUCCCUGCAACGAAUUUAGUUAGCAAAUAACAACUUGUAUGUUUUAAUAAAUAAUAUUACCAGUGCGAUUACCCUUUGUGAUUGAAUUCUAUUUUUUGAUUAACGUACAUAUAACAAUCAGAAUACUUGUAGAAUCUAAAUGUUGCAUUUUAUUUCCAACUCAAUGAAUAGGGGAAUAGGGGAUGCUGGAGGACACUUAAUUCCUCUAUUGAAAAAGAUUUCAGCAAUGGUUUUUGCAUUUAGCAUUUGACUCAUUAUUUCAAAAUCUAACAUGAGUUAUCGUAAUUUUGGGUGACCCUUGUGAAAAUGGCACUGUGUUUGUGGUAUAAAAAAUAGUGAACGAUUUAUAGGGAUCAAAUGUCUCCAGCAUUCCCUAUAGCUGCCACUUUGUAGACUCGAUGUGUUCAUGAAAAGGGAAAUUAAAAUUAAAAUGAGUAUAAAAUCGGUUGCUUUUCUUCGACGGGUUUGCGCAUUUAGGAUUACGUACGUUUAACUACCGAUUAGAGUGCCAUCAAUGAACAGUUAGUUCAGCAGCAAGUCACUGUUCAACAAUUGAUACGACAUCAGCCAUAUUACCGGGAAAUAGAAGAUGAUUUGCAACACAAUGUACUCCGAAUAAAACGCAUUUUGUAAACUGUA